Molecule: messenger RNA, 2236 nt
Organism: Cyprinus carpio (common carp)
Lineage: Eukaryota; Metazoa; Chordata; Actinopteri; Cypriniformes; Cyprinidae
Product: cytochrome b5 reductase 4
Exons: 15
Biological process (GO): superoxide metabolic process; generation of precursor metabolites and energy
Cellular component (GO): endoplasmic reticulum
Molecular function (GO): heme binding; oxidoreductase activity
Source: RefSeq, a predicted model, not a curated record
GGGAACUGGAUUUGUUUUAAAGCACCAGAGAUGUUAAAUGUGCCAUCUCAGUCUUUUCCGGCAGCUGGAUCCCAGCAGAGAGUCGCACCAGCCGGUCAGUCCAGAAAUAAGGUGGCGCUAAAGCCGGGUCACAGUCUCCUGGACUGGAUCCGACUGACCAAGAGUGGACGCGAUCUGACCGGACUGAGAGGUCGACUGAUUGAGGUGACAGAAGAGGAGCUGAAGAAACACAACACCAGAAACGACUGCUGGACCUGCAUUAGAGGUAUGGUCUAUAAUGUGAGUGCCUACAUGGAUUUCCACCCUGGUGGGGAGGAGGAGCUGAUGAGGGCUGCUGGGAUUGAUAGCACUGAGCUGUUUGACCAGGUCCAUCGGUGGGUGAAUUAUGAGUCCAUGCUGAAGGAGUGUCUGGUGGGGAGGAUGGCAGUGAAGCCCAGUCCUGCUCUUCAAGGUUCUGUCAGCUCUUUUGAUAGUAGAAAAUAAUUCAGUUUGUCUGUCCCUCCACCUUCAAGACAGGAGCCUUUAUCUGCUCCUCUCCCUGCCAAAGAUCAUCGCCCUCGAUAUGAUUGGUUCCAGACAGAUGGCACUGUCAAUAUCAUUGUUUACACCAAACGAAAGAUUCCCAGUGCUGGCUGUUCAGUGGUGGAUCUUCAGGGAGAUACUCUUCGGGUGGAGAUGCUUUUAGGGGGGAUGUCUUACCUUCUCUACUGGCGCCUAUCUAGUGAAGUUCAAGGACGUGUUGAUGUCCAGACAUCCCACACUGUAGGAAAAGUUCAGGUGUGUCUGCACAAAUCUGUGAAAGACAAGUGGAUGAAAGUGGGGCAACCACUAGAACACCAUGACACAUUUAUUCAGUGUAAAGAUCGUGAGCUCUUCUACAGGGAAUGUGUGUUGGUUUCGAAAUCAGACGUCACACACGACACGCAGGUCUUGUGUUUACAACUUCCUCCAGGGUCACAUAUGCAAGUUCCUGUGGGGAGACACGUCUACCUCAAAACAUCUCUCCAGGGUACAGAUGUUGUGAAACCCUACACACCAGUGGAUCAGUCGCUAAUACCUUCCUCACAAUCCAGUGCUGAAAUGGGCUCAGACUUAAAUCUUAUGAUAAAGCUGUAUCCUGAUGGAUUGUUGACCUCACAUCUCGCCAGCCUUCCUAUUGGAUCCUCUCUGUCGGUAGGUGGUCCUGAGGGGUCCUUCAGUACGCGAAUCCUGCAUGAUGUCACUCAUCUCUACAUGUUAGCAGCCGGCACAGGCUUCACACCCAUGGCUCGUCUCAUACGGCUGGCUCUACAAGACCUCACAUCAAUCAGAAAAACCAAGCUGAUGUUCUUUAACCGUCAGGAGCGGGACAUACUUUGGUGCUCUCAGCUGGAUGAACUUUGUACAAAAGAGGAAAGGUUUGACGUGGAGUACGUUCUGUCAGAGCCUACAGACUCUUGGAAAGGCAGAAGAGGGCGGAUAGAUGCUUGUAUGCUGCAGAACUUCCUGGAGAGACCAGAAAAAGCCAAGUGUUUAGUGUGUGUGUGCGGCCCAGCCAAAUUCACAGAGUUAGCAGUGCAAUUGGUCAGACAGCUGGACUUCAGUGAAGAGGAAAUUCACAUUUUUCAGGGCUGAUUGGGACCCUGAAGUGAAACAUGGAUUUCUUAUACACAUACUUGCGGAUUAUAUCUAUGCAUAUAAAAUGCACUUCCCAGUCAAAACAAAAGCUGUAACGCCAUUCUUUUUUGUAGAAAUCUAUUGGCACAAUCAAAAGCCUGCACUGACAAACAUCAGAAGUUUGUUUCUCAACAUUUCUGUUAUUAUUAACUAUUAUAUUAUUUUGUAAUUUAAAAUAAUGCUCAAUAAUUCUCCUAUGUUAGUUUUUGCAAUGAAAAAUAUGAUCAGUUGGUGUUUUCAGAUACAUUCAUGACAUGGAAGAUUUAGAGCACUUGUGUAAUGCAGCUAAAACAUAACAUAACUGAGGAAGCAAUACAUGCAAACAGUUUUGUUGCUGUGUGUUCACAUAGCAAAUUGAAAUGGCUCAGUAAAUCAGGAUGCAAGAGAUGGGUUAUUUUACAAGUAAAGUUAUUGCUGUGUGGAAAUGCUAAUCUGACUGCCGUUUUUUUAUUUUUAAGUUUAUUUUAUCUCAGUGUAUGUACAGAUAAAAUUGUAAUAUGUUAAAUUAUCAAACUGGAAUGCAGUUUCCCUACUGAAAUGUAAACUACAUAAAUAUAGUUUGUGAACUGAAAUCUGUAAA